AUGGGUAUCAAAGGCCUUCAUGGUCUACUGAAAUCCAUCCAAAAACCAUGUAAUUUGAAGAAAUUCGAUGGCCAGACCUUAGGGGUUGAUGCCUACGGAUGGCUUCACAGAGGUACUGUGGCCUGUGCCACGGAACUGGCCCUGAGCAAACCUACCACCAGACAUGUUGACUUCGUACUCAACCGUGUUCGUAUGCUAUUGUUCUUUGGCGUGACCCCCUACCUAGUAUUUGAUGGCGGCGACCUGCCCAGCAAAUCCGGAACCGAAGCCGAUCGAUUCAAGAAGCGAGAAGACAGUAGAAAACUGGCCUUGGAAUUGCAAAGCAAAGGUCGAGUGGCAGAAGCAUACCAGGAGUUCCAAAAGGCUGUCGAUGUUACACCUGAAAUGGCACGGCAAUUGAUUGAAGAAUUGAAGAGAAUGAAAGUGCAAUAUGUCGUUGCUCCGUAUGAGGCAGAUGCCCAAUUGGUUUACUUGGAGCGGCAGGGUAUCAUUAAUGGUAUCAUUUCGGAAGAUUCGGAUCUAUUAGUUUUUGGCGCAAAACGACUUCUCUCUAAGCUGGAUCAGCAUGGUGACUGCAUUGAGAUCAACCGCGGUGAUUUCGCCGCUUGCAGGGAUAUCAGUCUGAUCGGGUGGAGUGAUGCUGAUUUUCGUCGGAUGUGUAUAUUGAGUGGCUGCGACUAUUUAUCAAACAUACCGAAGUUGGGAUUGAAAACGGCCUAUCGAAGCAUGCGCAAAUACAAGAACGUGGACAAAGUACUAAGAGUACUUCAGUUUGAAGGGCACUAUCAGGUUCCGGCCGGAUAUCUUGAUAGUUUCAGACAGGCCGAGAACACAUUUCUCUACCAGCGUGUGUUCUGUCCCAACGCCCAAAAGUUGGUGACCCUUACUGUCUCAGGGCCUGGUAUGAAGCUGGAUGAGAUGCCUUACAUCGGUGCAGACUACGAUCCGGAACUCGCAGUUGGCGUUGCAUGUGGUGAUUUGCAUCCUGUGACAAAGGAGCCCAUCAAGUUUGUUCCGUCCUUUGCUUCAAGAGCUAAUCCGGGCUUGUUGAGGAGACAAACGCUGGCAUCCUCUACUGAACUCAAGCCUCACAAACCCAUCGACUGGUUCUUCACACCUAAACGUGUCCCUCUUGCUGAGCUGGACCCGAACAGUCUCACUCCAUCUCCUAGUCAGCAACGUUUACUCGAGCGUAAUGUCAACAAUUCAUGGCAGCCCAGUCCCAUUAAUGCGCCUGGAGGGUUGGCUCGCUCGAAUUCUAAUGUUUCGUUGAGUCGUCAUUUUAGUAACACACCUAGAACUGUUGAAAUGGAACCAUUCCUUGCACGAGCUGCCAAAGUCUCCUCAGCGCCACCUGCAACGAAACGCCCGCGACUUUGCUCUGAUGCAGGCGAUAAUGCACUUCCGACGCCCCCUGAGCAAGCGAGAAGUCGCUUUUUUACUAAUUCGACUCCGCAACCCAGUCCUAGCGGCCAGAAACUUUCACGGACAAAGAAAGCUCGUCGAUCUACCUUUGGUGUUUUCUCAGACGAGUUGGCUGAAGAUAUAAUGAUCCAACUUUCUUCGGAAACGCCUGAAUCUUCAAGCUCAAAUGAGAAAGCAGAAUCGGAACAGUCGUCGAUUCUAAGAACGUCAACGGAGGCAUUUGACACGCCAGAAGGAGCUCAAACUCCCGCCGACGAUUGUGCUGAAGGACAGUCGUGCUUCGUUUUGGAGGCUGAAGAUGCUACAGAGGAUACAGAAAUCAAGAAUCAGGAAGAGAGCGUUUGUGAUAGGAAGUCAGUCAGCAUCGAUGAGAAUCCAGAUUUAUUCAACGAAGUGCUGGAGGCACAUGUUCAGAAGCAGAAUGCGUCUUUGCUUUCAAAGUUCGUAUUCAAAGGAAAUGCUAGCGACUCUAGUCAGUCCUCUCCUUCCGUGUCUGAGAAGACAUCACUUUCGUCAUUGACGAAACUGCGGUCUCGCUCGCCGCCAAGGCUUACCGGAAAUACCAUUAAUCGAGGUGGCUCACUUCGUCGUAGGCUCACUCCACUUCAAAGACUAGGUCAAAGCGCACUAUCAAGGUCCAGAUCUAUGGACACUUUUACAACACAGCGGAUGCUGACGAAAGCUGCUGGAGACUCUGGAUACGAGUCUGAUUUGGCAAGAGACAUUCCUCAAGAGGCGCAUCUGAAAGCCAACCACCAAGGAAGUGAGGAUCAAAUAAUUCCCGGCAGCGAUGAAGAAGAGACAGAAGAGCUGGAUGACAGGGAACCACCGAAGACGCUCAACUUGAAGCGAUUUUCUUUUAUUCCGCAAUAG
Molecule: messenger RNA, 2298 nt
Organism: Talaromyces marneffei
Lineage: Eukaryota; Fungi; Ascomycota; Eurotiomycetes; Eurotiales; Trichocomaceae
Exons: 3
Coding region: 1-2298 (765 amino acids)
Biological process (GO): mismatch repair; DNA double-strand break processing; DNA recombination
Cellular component (GO): nucleus
Molecular function (GO): metal ion binding; 5'-3' DNA exonuclease activity; DNA binding
Source: RefSeq, a predicted model, not a curated record